Cyphellophora europaea CBS 101466 is the source of this 2496-nucleotide messenger RNA. RefSeq lists its product as uncharacterized. The record is from RefSeq and is a predicted model, not a curated record. Gene Ontology annotation, molecular function: shikimate 3-dehydrogenase (NADP+) activity; 3-dehydroquinate dehydratase activity; 3-phosphoshikimate 1-carboxyvinyltransferase activity. Gene Ontology annotation, biological process: chorismate biosynthetic process. Lineage: Eukaryota; Fungi; Ascomycota; Eurotiomycetes; Chaetothyriales; Cyphellophoraceae. The transcript has a single exon. The coding region runs from base 1 to 2496 and encodes 831 amino acids.
AUGAGCACCCCCUCACAAGACCGGGCGACUCGUUCCGCUCCUGGUUCGCCUCGGAUAAUGCAAAAGCCACCCUCUCUCGACAGAGAUGGCCUUUUCAAUCACCACGGAGCAUGCAGUGACCAUGGAACUCCAUCGGCUGCAACCACAAAUCGCACCUUCUCUCCUGAUGCUUCCAUUGUUCUGGUCGGUGUACGUGGCAGUGGGAAGCGGUCACUCGGGCUGAUCGCUGCCGCUGCACUUGGUAGGCGCUUCGUAACAGAAGAUCACUUCUUUCAAAGUGUUACAGGCCUUUCACGACAAGACUACUUGAAACUCCAUGGAAGCGAGGAGUUCCACAAACAAGACGUUGAUGUCACUCGCAGAAUGUUGGAAGAGAACAAGCACCGCUGCGUCAUUGAUUGCGGACUUGGUAGUCUCACAAGCAGCUUGCAGGAGUACCUCAAGCAAUACUGCCUGACCAAUCCUGUUGUAUAUCUUGUUCGCGACAUGAGCCGGAUCAGGUCAUUGUUGAAUCUUGGAGACAGGUCUGCUAGACUGCUCGAAGCUGGGGAUCCAAGUCACCGCAAAUGCUCAAACUUCGAGUUCUACAACUUGGAAGAUGACACUAGUGGUAUACCUGAUGAGGAACUCACCGAUCGCACAUCUCCAGUAUAUUCGUUCAAGCUCCGGCAAGCUCAAGAGGAUUUCUCUCGUUUCGUGCGACUCAUCACCGGCAAUGCCAACGAUGCCAGUCCUGUCUCUCCCUUCGCACUUGACGUGCAUUUGCAGGCACGUGCAUAUACCCAUGCUCUCGAAGUCCCGCUUUCGAGAUAUGGAGAUAGCCUCGACUUGAAAUCCCUGCAAGCUGCUGGUGAUGUUGUUGAACUUGUCGUUGACAGGUGGCACCCCUCACUCACGAAGAACCUCAGCAAGCUGGUCGCCUCAAUUCGGCGCUACGUUGGUACACCAAUCAUCAUAUCACUCAGACUCGCAAGCUUCUCACCCGAUGUCCUGACUGCCAUCCUCAACCAUGGCCUCCGCCUGGGCAUCGAAUACCUGUCACUUGACCUUGAACUGGACACUGAACGUCUCGUGAAUCUGAUCGCCACCCGAGGCCAUACUCGAAUUAUCGGCACGUUCAGAAGCGCAAGAACGCAGCUCGGAUGGCAUGAUCCAUUGCUAUUCGAUCUCUUGAAAAAGGCUGACGAAUUGCACUGCGAUUAUGUUAGGAUCAUGCUUCCAGCUCUGUUUCGAGAAGAUCACGAAUCAUUGGAUUGGUUUCGUGACGAGGUCAAAUCGAAGCUGCAGAUUAAGGCACCGCUGAUUGCUUUCAAUACAGGAAAUCUAGGGCGGACUUCUCAAGCCUUAAACCCGCUUCUGACUUCAGUCACGCAUCCUGGGCUGUCUUUGGGUGGUCAAGGCGAUGCUGACAUGCUGGCGCCGGUUCUUACUUCUUCUCAAGCGCUCAGAGCUCUUGGUACAAGUUUCAUGCUUGAUGCUCUUCAGUUUUGUAUAGUUGGCGGAGACGUCUCUGACUCCUUGUCACCCGCCAUGCAUAACGCCGCAUACGAAGCUCUGGGUCUACACCAUUCCUAUACGACGAGAAACAUCACAUCCUGGGACGAAGUGGAAACACUUGCCAAGAACAGCCACUUUGGCGGUGCCAGUGUUGUUCAGCCUUGGAAAGUCAAGGCCGUGGAAAAGCUAUCUUCGCUAUCAGCAAAUGCUAAAGCCAUAGGCGCUGUCAACACCCUCAUUCCUCUUCGAAUCGAUUCAAACGGCAGGCUGAUGUCCCUGGAACAACAAGCGUACAACCGCAACAGGGCUGGGAAUAUUGCUGGCUGGCACGGUGACAACACAGACUUUGUCGGAAUCAAAGUCUGCCUUAAUCGGAGCCUCUCACCACGCAAUGUCAUCCAUUCCAAGACCACCGGCCUUGUAGUGGGCGCAGGCGGUAUGGCGCGAGCAGCUGUUUAUGCCAUGCUUCAAUUGGGCUGUCGGAAUGUUUUUGUGUACAAUAGGACGACCUCAAACGCACGUGCCGUCGCGAACCACUUUAAUGACUGGUUAUCAAAGCGAUCUGCACCGACUAAUGGUUCAACAAGCGACAUGGUUCGAGUGUUGGAGUCCCUAGACGAGCCUUGGGAGGCAGGCUUCAGCAUGCCCACCAUGGUGGUCUCAUGCGUAACGCACGAGCACAUCGAAGGCAAUGUUGGCUCGGAAUUUGAGAUACCCAAACAGUGGCUGGAAUCGCCGUCAGGAGGCGUCGUGGUGGAGAUGGCCUACAUGACGAAGGAAACUGCGCUCACCAAACAGAUCGCGCAAUUUCGGGCAUCGACUGGGUCACCCUGGGUUAUCGUCUCUGGCGUCGACACUUUGAUUGAGCAAGCUGUGGCACAGUUCGAGAUCUUUACCGCACGGCGAGCCCCACGUGCAGCCAUGAUGCAGGCUGUCCGAGCAGAGAUGCAGACCAAUCGGCAAUACAUGAUGGAUUGGGGCAGUUAUCGCCCGUGGUAA